This is a messenger RNA of Salvelinus sp. IW2-2015, 1782 nucleotides long. Its product is annotated as glutathione-specific gamma-glutamylcyclotransferase 1. Gene Ontology annotation, molecular function: gamma-glutamylcyclotransferase activity; glutathione specific gamma-glutamylcyclotransferase activity. Gene Ontology annotation, cellular component: cytoplasm. Gene Ontology annotation, biological process: glutathione catabolic process. The record is from RefSeq and is a predicted model, not a curated record. Lineage: Eukaryota; Metazoa; Chordata; Actinopteri; Salmoniformes; Salmonidae.
UAUAAAUUUACCAUGAGAAUACGCCAUUUGGUAUCAAGAGAACGACUAUACGACUGAGCGCAAAGCUUUCUCCGAAGAAACCUUAAGAUCAACUCCUUAAAAAACGGUUUCAUAAAUAAGUUCUCGGUUCGUCGUAAACUACCGGCUGGCUUGGAUAGCUAGCCAAACGGUUUUUGCCUGUUUUAUUUUUUAUACGAAAAGCUAGCCAAGCGGCUACUAUGGAUUUUUAAGUCAGUAUGCGGCGAAACUAAUGCAUCGGCAUGCAUCGUGCAAGGCAAAACGGACUCCGAUACUCCAUCUUCACAACUGCCAAGCAGUUGGGCUCUAAUACUGUCCGCGGUAUUACUGUGAGCCAACCUAUACCGCUCCUCCUUGAUCGAAGGAAGCUAACAUUACCUAGRUAGCUAAUAAAUUGAGUCCUCAACCCAAUUAUUCUUUAUUUUUUACCAUCACUUCAUUUGAAAAUCAAAAGACUAGUUACUGACCAAAAUGAAGCCUAAAGAUAUAAUCGCCGGUAAGACCAGCCUGACUAGUCUGUGGAUCUUCGGGUACGGCUCUCUGGUGUGGAAGCCUGACUUCAAAUACAAGAGUAGCAAGGUCGGCUACAUCCAUGGCUAUAAGAGACGCUUCUGGCACGGAGACAACUUCCAUCGUGGAAAUGAUGACCUACCCGGGAGAGUGGUGACGCUGAUUGAGGAUGAUGACGCAACUACCUGGGGCGUGGCCUUCGAGGUGACCGGUUCCCAGGUCGAGGAGUCCCUUAAGUAUUUGAAUGUGCGCGAGGCCGUGUGCGGCGGUUACGUCACCAAGCUCGUAGACUUCAUCCCCGAGGAUGACCACUCGAACCAGACCCAACAGGCUCUCCUCUACAUUGCUACCCCAGACAACCCACUCUUCCUGGGGCCCGCCAGCCCUGAGGUGAUAGGGCACCAGAUCGCCACCAGGCAGGGCAAGACGGGUCACAAUCUGGAGUAUCUUCUCCGCCUGGCUGAGUUCAUGAGGAGGAGCUGCCCUCACGUAGACGACCCACACCUGUUCUCCAUCGAGGCUGCUGCUCUGGCCCUAGUGCCGUACCUGCUAGGGGCCCAGUAGCCCAUACCCUUCCAUCUAUACUACGAUUAGGGCUCUCCUAUUGGUACCCUAGUACAUAUGGUGAACUACUGAAGUAGUGUCUGAUGUAGGGAAUAGGGUGCCAUUUGGGAUACAGCCUUAGUGUAAACGUGUUAUCUGUAACAGGCUAGCCCAGUCAGUCUCUAACUUCAUAAAAACAGAUGCGUUCCAGUCCUUUUGUGUAUUUGUAAAACCUGUAAUGGUGUAGCUUGUCUUAGCCCAUCCACUGUUAACCUGACGCCAUAAAGGACUGACUUGAAGAGGUACAAAGGGAAGCAUGCACUUUGAGUUGACGAGUGCCUGCCUCUUUUAUAAUUUGUUUUUACCCAAGCAUGAAUAUUUAGUUGGUGUGAAGUUACUUUGUCAAGCCAGACAAUUUAAGGGACUCUGUGUACUAGAUGUCACUGUUGACCAAACGGUUCUAUCUUUUCAGUUCUGGUUUAGGCACUACUGUAUUUCAGUCUUAAAUGGGACACUGCUUUAACGGUUCUCAGUUUCAUGUCCAUUAAUGAACUACUGAUGUAGGUACUAUCUGGUGUUUUUUUUUUUUUUAAUUUCAACUAUUGUCACUCAUUUACCAACUGGCUGAUAUGUUACAUACACCUUUGUUGUAAAAGGUUACUUUUAAAUCCAGUCGAUUAGAAGAUCCCACCAAUAAAUGGUCAAAACAUC